AGUAACAGCUGACAGUGGGCACCAACAAGUAGCGCGCCCGCGUUCUCUUAUUAACAUAGCGAACGACCCACUUACUUCGCUGACCUUACUGUACUGUUCGCGUACUACAUUUGGACACUAUUGACACCAUUAAAGGAGCAGUCAACAUGCCCUCGACAAAGUUCUUCCAAUCAACCCGAAAGAUCAUCGGUGCUGGUGUCAACUACAAGGAGAUUCUGCUGCUUACCAACACCCCGAAACCGGACGCACCGGUCAUCUUUUUCAAACCGACUUCCACGCUGCUCGAUGCUGAAUCCCCAUCGCCGACCAUCCGAGUGCCACGUGUGUUUGGUGGUAGGAUCAACUUCGAGGCCGAACUCGGCGUCAUUAUUGGAAGGCGUGCCGCCAACGUUAGCGCGGAUCAGGCAAUGUCCUACAUCAGCGGUUACUGUCUAGCGCUCGAUAUGACUGGAAUGGAUUUUAUACUGAAUGCCCGGCCCAAAGGGUUACCAUGGUGUUUGGGUAAAGGCUUUGACACCUCGACCCCAGUCAGCCGAUUUAUCACGCGCGAGGAACUGCCCGAUCCGAACGAUGUGCGCGUCUGGUGUGAUGUGAAUGGAAUCCGCAAGCAGGACGAUUCGACGGCCGAGCUCAUCUUCCCGAUUGCUGAGCUCAUCUCAUACACCUCACGCUUCAUGACGCUCGAGGAAAACGAUCUGCUGCUAACCGGAACACCGGCCGGUGCGGGUCCGGUCAAGCCCGGUGAUAUCAUCGAGUGCGGCCUGGGUACGGAUCUCGUACGAAUGCGCUGCACGGUGGAAAAUGAAUGCUAGUCAUGGAGACACCCAGUACUAGCGCUUCCUUUGCUUGUGUAUCGUUUUGUAUUUAAAAAAAAACAGGAAUACAGACACAAUUCCUUAAUGCUAA
Messenger RNA from Anopheles darlingi, 906 nucleotides. Its product is annotated as acylpyruvase FAHD1, mitochondrial. The record is from RefSeq and is a predicted model, not a curated record. NCBI's taxonomy places the organism in Eukaryota, Metazoa, Arthropoda, Insecta, Diptera, Culicidae. Bases 147 to 812 code for a protein of 221 amino acids. Gene Ontology annotation, cellular component: mitochondrion. Gene Ontology annotation, molecular function: acetylpyruvate hydrolase activity. The transcript has 2 exons.